Messenger RNA from Brassica napus (rape), 1175 nucleotides. RefSeq names its product putative Myb family transcription factor At1g14600. Gene Ontology annotation, biological process: abaxial cell fate specification; regulation of DNA-templated transcription. Gene Ontology annotation, molecular function: transcription cis-regulatory region binding. The record is from RefSeq and is a predicted model, not a curated record. The transcript has 6 exons. Bases 242 to 964 code for a protein of 240 amino acids. NCBI's taxonomy places the organism in Eukaryota, Viridiplantae, Streptophyta, Magnoliopsida, Brassicales, Brassicaceae.
UAUAAAUAUUCACUUUGAACAAACAUAAACACGAACACAAACACACAUAUAAGCACGAGUUCUUCUAAAAGAGACAAAAGCGAAUAGAAGGAAAAAGAAACCUUUAUCCUUUAUAAAAACAGAAAAGUUCGUCCUUAUUAGUCUAUAACCUUCUCCACUCGUAGGGUUCUUUACUUCUUUUUCUUCACAAUCUCUCUUCUUCACCACAAAAAGACUAGGGUUUUCGUGGGCUAAUAUCUAAAUGGGUAGAUGCGGAAGGAGCAACGACGGAGGGAUUAGUGGAGUUAGACCGUACGUACGGUCUCCGGUACCUCGCCUGAAAUGGACGCCGGAGCUUCACCAGAACUUCGUUCACGCCGUUGAUAUGCUCGGUGGUCAAUACAAAGCAACUCCAAAACUUGUUCUUAAGAUAAUGGAUGUAAAGGGACUAACAAUAUCACACGUCAAGAGCCAUCUCCAGAUGUAUAGAGGAUACAAGCCCACUCUUCUUGGACGAUCAGAGAGUUCAUCAUCUUCAAGAAGAAGAAGACAAGACAAUGAAGAUCAUUUUUAUGACAACUUGUCUGAACACGCAAGGAAUGAUUGUCUUUUGGGUUUUCACUCUUUCAACUUUAGAGGGCGGACUUCAGCUGAUAAUGAUGACGAUGACUUUCUCAACACCAUGAGCAUGGAGAGAACGAAGACAUUUGCAGGCAUUGGCGAGUCCAACAAAUUUCAGUCUAACCACUUUCUCGAGGUACAGAGAACGAAGAACAUUUGGGUCAACGAAGAAGAAGAAGAUUUAACACUGUCUCUAUCGUUGAAUCAUCCUCAUAAUUCUCAGAAACGUUGGAGAAGCAAUACGUCGUCGUCACUUAGUGAAACCAGCGAAGCAGUCUCGUCUGCUUUCAUUUCCAGGGAUUGUUUUGCUUCUUCAAAGAUUGAUCUUAAUCUUAAUCUCUCUUUUUCCUCCUCUUCUUCUUAGCUGAAUCUUUGUUACUUUGUUUUCAAUAUUAGUGUAGUGAACGUUUAGAUUUGUUUUAAAGCAGUGUUUUAGCUAGGCUUCUAGAUUUGUUCUCGUUCGCGAUGUUUUUUUGGGCCUUCGUACGUUGUCACGGUCGAUUUGGAGCCAAAGCAAUUUGAGUGGUUGUAAACUUAUGAUUAGAUUUGGUUUUCACAUGAAGCACUUGGAUUAC